Closterium sp. Naga37s-1 is the source of this 1923-nucleotide messenger RNA. Lineage: Eukaryota; Viridiplantae; Streptophyta; Zygnematophyceae; Desmidiales; Closteriaceae. The record is from the annotation of a GenBank genome assembly.
AUGAGUCCGCCUAAGGAGUCGUAUUGGACGACUCACCUAUCCCACCUCACAUUCCUUUUUCACUCUCGCUCACUCUGUUGGAUGGCUUCCGCUCUCGCCCUCUCUGCACGCCUCAUUCGUGUGCGACCAGAUGCCCUCGUCGCAUGGGUCGCACAGUCCGACGCCCGCGCGUAUGCGACGGAUCGCUUCAUUUUCAACAAGACUACCGAAGGAAUCGCACUUGACGACAAGCAGGACUGGCACGUGCUGGGCGGCAGCCAGACCACGAACCAAUCCACGGGCGACACGUGGACUACCGUGCACGUGUGGCGCCAGCUGGACACGGGCGAUUGCAACGACCGCCCGAUUGUUCCUGGGAAGCUUCACAACAUCAUCUGGGCGAUGGGCGCCACGACUGACGUCAGCUAUCACAGCUCCGACCGCGGUUCUUCCGCCCUCGUGCUCGCGUCUGCUCCCGGCCCCUCCAUCAUCGCGCCCGCGCCUCCCCCCUCCCCCUCCGCGUCCGCCUCCGCGUCCGCUGCGUCUGAUUCUCUUGAAGCGGUUGGGCGGUUGGCUGCGCAGCAGCAGGCAGGGAAGCAGCCGGCGCAGCAGGCGCAGCAGCAGCAGGAGAGCAUGCUCAAUUUCACGUUCACGAAUUACCGUUUGCCAACGGACUUCACGACCUAUCGCUGCAAGGUGGUGGACGUUGCUCUCAAGACCAAGACUCAUGCGGUUGAGUGGGGUGCCGUGCUCAACUCUACCGACAUCUCAGCCGUCCAUCAUGCCAUCAUCUACGGCUGCAAACCCAAGGAGUACGGCAAUCUCAAGGGCGCAGGGGCCACCUUUGACUGCCUGCACGACACGCCAUGCGCCACCACUGUCGCCGUGUGGGCUGUGGGCGGCAGACCCUUCACCUUCCCGCCCAAUGUCGGCUACCCCAUCGGCCCCGGCUACUUCACCAAGUUCGUGCUGCAGGUGCAUUUCACCAAUCCCAAGGGCCGCGCAGAUCUGAUUGACAACUCGGGGAUAUACCUGAAACUCGCCCCAUCUCUCCGUUCCAUGGACGCGUCCAUCAUGCUCACGGGGCCUGUCUCAUACGAGUACCUGAUCAGAAUCCCCCCCGCCAUGCCCUCGUGGACGCAAGUCAGCACGUGCCCGGGCGAGUGCACUGCCAAGGUGUUCGGGAAUGAGAGCGUGAAGAUCAUUGGGUCGUUCCUGCACCUGCACACGCUGGGGCGACAGUUAUACACGGAUGUGUUCAGAAAAGGCAGCAAAGUCGCCACCAUCAGCCGUCAGGACUACUACGACUUUGCAUCACAGCAGACAAUCCCGUUCACGCCCGAGUUUGAGCUGCUGCCAGGGGAUGAGCUGCGCACCUCCUGUGUCUGGGACUCCUCUGACCGCACCAACGUGACGGUGGGAGGGCCGUCAACGGAGGAGGAGAUGUGCAUUGACUACCUCAUCUACUACCCUGCACGCCAGGGCCAAGAGAUGGACGCAUGCUACGACUUCUGUGCGUCGUACGACAAUGAAACACUCGGGUUGAACCCCAACAGCCCUACGCUCUCCAAGUUCUACGUGUGUGGGCCCAACUUCAUCCCCACAUACCAGCCCUGCAAGAUCACAUUUGGCUCCAACACGCCCAAGAAAGUCGUCAACGGCUGCCCUGCCGAGAACCAUGCAUCACUGGAAGAUAUCCCCUCGGACACUAUCUCCGCACCGCUCUCUGCCACCGCCCCACCUGCACCCACUGCUGCCCUCCCUCCUCCAACCGCCACUGCUGCUGCAUCACCCCCGAGCAAUAGCAUGUACACCCGCUCAUCCCCAUCCACCGCCAGCUCAUCCCCACCCACUGCCAGUGAUGGCUGUGGCUUGGCUCUGCGCUGUCCUUGCCCCUGGUACUCUAAGCAUAUCACCCAUUCACUGCCGACGCUGCCGACAUAG